Molecule: messenger RNA, 2317 nt
Organism: Oryza sativa Japonica Group (Japanese rice)
Lineage: Eukaryota; Viridiplantae; Streptophyta; Magnoliopsida; Poales; Poaceae
Product: amino acid transporter AVT6C
Biological process (GO): amino acid transmembrane transport
Molecular function (GO): L-amino acid transmembrane transporter activity
Source: RefSeq, a predicted model, not a curated record
UCAAAUAUCUGAUGUGACAGAGAUUUUUAGUUCCCAGAUCUAAACACCCUCUUAAAGUUUAGUUCGUGGAUCAAACACCUCCUUAAUAAGAUAGCUAGAUAGUUUCUAUUUCAUCCAUCUGCCGUUGAGUCCGGAAGGCCGAAAGAGCGUUAUCUUGGGCCUCGAUCUCAUGUGGACCCUGAGACCCAUUUACACAUCCCUUUCAACCAUGUGCACCAAAUGUGCAAUAUUGCCAUAGUGCCCAUAAACAAGGAUAUCAUUGCCUCGUCGGAUUGUUGCACGCGGACCACGAGGCUGGCCCAGUUGUCAGCCACUCGCCCACCAGUCCGGACUAAAUUAAAAACCCUAUCGUCCUUCGAAGUUCGCAGCGCCACGCCACAAUAAUUUGGUCGCUGAGCUCCGUUCACCCAUCUGACUAGGCUCUUAUCACAAGCACACUCAUCGCCCCUCCUGUCGUUUUCCCGCGCCACGUUUCCACGCUCUCGAGCCGCCGAUUCCAAAGAAACGCGCACCAAACUCUCGUCUAGCUCCCCGCUUAACGUAUCAACACCAUGGUGUCCAAGAAGACCUCCAUCGCCGCCGCCGCCGCCGCCGCCGGCGACAGCGGGGCAGCAGAAACGUCCCUGCUGCCAGAGCGUUACGCCGGAGCGGGGACGCCAGCCGCAGCCGCGUCGGUGCUCGGCGCGGUGUUCAACGUGUCGACGAGCGUCGUGGGCGCCGGGAUCAUGUCGAUCCCGGCGGCCAUGCGGGUGCUCGGCGUGGCGCCGACGGUGGCGCUCGUGGUCGGCGUCGCGCUCCUGGCCAACGCCGCCGUGGACUUCAUGCUCCGGUACACCCGCGGGCCGUCGUCGUACGCCGCGCUGAUGGGCGACGCGUUCGGCCGCGCCGGGGCCGCGCUGCUCAACGUCUUCGUCGCCUUCAACGCCAUCGGGACCCUCACCGUGUACCUCAUCAUCAUCGGCGACGUGAUGUCCGGCACGACGAGCGACGGGAAGGUGCACGACGGGGUGCUGACGGAGUGGUUCGGGCAGCAAUGGUGGACAGGGCGGGAGGCGGUGCUGGUGGCAGCCGCGGUGCUCCUCCUCCCUCUUGUGCUCCGGAAGCGUGUCGAUUCACUGAAGUUCACAUCAGCCGUGUCCAUCCUACUGGCAGUGGUGUUCAUGUUCAUCAGCCUGGGCAUCGCGGUGUACGCCCUCUUCACCGGCACAGCGAAGAUGCCGCGGAUGCUGCCGGAUUUCUCGCGCCUCUCCUCUCCGUUCGAGCUCUUCACCGCCGUCCCCAUAGUCGUCGUCGCCUUCACCUUCCACUUCAACGUGCACCCGAUCCGAACGGAGCUAAGCAAGACGUCGGACAUGAAGGCGGCCGUGCGCAUCUCCCUCGUGCUCUGCGCGGCCAUCUACGCGGCGGUGGGGUUCUUCGGCUUCCUCCUCUUCGGCGACGCCACCAUGGCGGACGUGCUCGCCAACUUCGACCGCAGCUCCGGCGCCGGGGUCCCGCAGGCGCUGAACGACGCGGCGCGCCUCAGCUACGCGCUGCACCUCGUGCUCGUCUUCCCGCUGCUCCACUUCUCGCUCCGCGUCAACGUCGACGAGCUCCUGUUCCCGGGGCGGCGGCCGCUGGCCACGGACACGCGCCGGUUCGUGGCGCUCACGGCCGUGCUCAUGGCGGUGCUCUACGCGCUCGCCAUCGCCAUCCCCAGCAUCUGGACGCUCUUCGAGUACUCCGGGUCAACAUUCGCCGUCUGCAUCUCGUUGAUCUUCCCCGGCGCCAUCGUUCUCAGGGAUGCUCAUGGGAUAGCAAAGACGAAGGACAAGGCAUUGGCAGCGACGAUGAUCGCUCUGGCCGUGAUCACGAGCAGCAUCGCCAUCGCCUCCAACGUCAUGAGCUCCAUCAGCGGCAAGGUGGAAGGAGGCCAUGCCGCAGGUAGGUAGCAUGUGGUAUAUUGGUUUGCUGUCCGACAGCAUCAAGAUUCAAGGCUACUGCCCCUGUAGCGUUCCUCUGUUUUACAUUUUUUUUAAAAAAAAGGAAAAAAAACUUGCAGGGAUUGACUCGUAACAAUGUAUACUUGUGUGUUGUAAGGAUUUAGCGGCGAGUCAUUGUUGUAUACUUUUACAGGAGAUGCAUUAUCGUGUAUAAUGUGAUAUAGAAUAAGGAAUAGUGCCUUCAGAGAAAACGGUUGGCCCUCAUCAGUUAAAAGGUAAACCUAUAUGAUCCAUUGAAUUGAGAGUUGGAGAUCGGCAAGAAGAAAGAACAUGAAUAAUGGAUCAAAGUAGAGUUGCCUGCUUGAAUUAUGGAGUGUGAAAUCUGCUUAAUGCAA